Molecule: messenger RNA, 444 nt
Organism: Rodentolepis nana
Lineage: Eukaryota; Metazoa; Platyhelminthes; Cestoda; Cyclophyllidea; Hymenolepididae
Source: the annotation of a GenBank genome assembly
AUGAAUGCAGUAGAAAGAGUAUUUCUUGCAUCAAGGGCAUUUUUGAUGUGUUGGGCGAAAGUGGCUACUUGUUGGUUCGUUGAUCUUUGUGGCCUAAAAAUAGUUCUUGCAUCAAGGGCAUCUUUGGGCAUCUUUGAUGUGUUGGAAGAAAGUGUGUUCGUUGCAGAAAGUAACUACUUGUUGAAUACUGUUGGUCUCAAGAAACCAGGUCAGCCUCCUGUAAACCAGUCUUUUCAUAGGUUCACUCCUAAGAAUAUUGCUGGUCUCAAGGAACCAGGAACCAGGUCCGAGGAUAUUGUUGUUCUCAGUGAACCAGGUGAGACUCCUGUUAACCAUUUUUUCCAUAAGUUUAGCCAGCACUCUUGUGAAGGAGAUAGGCCUAUAGUGGUCAAAGUUGCUAGGGCCUUAGUACUAGUAAUAUUAUGGCAACUUUCCAUUGGUUAG